UUCAGUUUUGGGUUUUCUUAUUCAACCCUAGCCGCCGUAUGGCACAUAGACGCAUUUCAGUCUCAAAUCAUUGCUCAUCAAAGCAACAAUGUCGUAAAAAUCUCUCAUUUUUCUCUUGCAAUUACCUUCAUCCUCUGGAUUUCUUUAUACUCCCUCUCUUCUUUUCUCUGGAAAUUUAAGUUUAUUAGAUAAGAGCGUGCCGGAGCAAUUGCCUCCAGUGUUGGAUGCCACUGCAGAGCAACCUCCACUCUUCAACGGAACCACAAGUUGUUCCAAUUCAGCUGGGGGCACCUGCAAUUUGGCAGAACUAAGAUGAAAUUUGCAGAACAUUGAAGUAGUUACAAUCUUAACGACAUCAAGCUACAGAUGGAUUAAACUGUCAUGAAAGCUAGCAAUAGACUAAUAGCUAACAGGAUGCAAAGCUAUUUGACAUGUUCUCUUAUUGGCUCAAUAUAUUAAAUCGUAUAUGCUGCUUAAACCUCCCUUAGGGACAUUACAGAAUAUUUUAAAGUAAUUAGGUGAUUGAGAUGUUAACAUUAAAAAUUGAUGACAAUGGGAUUAAUUUGCUAGAACAUUGGAAAUUAUUUUAAAAAAUUUACUAAUGCGAUUGUCCUUGAUGUUGGGAAGCACCGGCUAUGCUGGCUUGUUAAUGUUUUGAAUGCUUUGGCAAAGUGCUAAUUUAUGCAAAAAUUCUUUAAAAAACCUUGUUUCUACUUUCUAGGCUAAUAUGGAUAUAUGGCCAUUAGCCCAUAAAAUUUUUUUUAUUCCUUUUCUUUAGAGGAAAAAAAAACAAUUUAAAAAACCUUGUUUCUACUUUCUAGGCUAAUUUAUGCAAGAAUAUGCAAGUUCUAGCCUUUUAUUUUUCUUAGUUCUUCUUUUUCUCUUUACCAUUUAUGAAUCUCUAACCAUAAAAAUAUGAGAAUCUGUUAUCUGUAACUGGCAAUAGGUCACUAGGUGGCUUAGUAACUUAGUAACUUUUUCCCUACAAGGUUUGGAGGAAUUCACGUGCUAUGCCUUCCAUUUACUUUUUAUUCAGUCUCCAAAAUGUUGAAAAAAGCAAUCAUCAUCGAAAUUGUAAUUGUUAAGGAAAAAGGUGGGAAAAUGCGAAGGUUGUCCCUCAAACUUUCAAUCUUCUCUCUGCUAUUAGUGAUUUCGCAAUCCUCAAAAUCCAAUGAAAAAUUUAAGAUAGAUGGAAAAGUGUUGGAGCUCGAUGAAUCCAACUUCGAUUCUGCCAUUUCCUCCUUCGAUUUCAUCUUUGUUGACUUCUAUGCCCCUUGGUGCGGUCACUGCAAGCGCCUCUCUCCCGAGUUAGAUGCUGCUGCCCCCGUUCUUGCUGAAUUGAAGGAUCCUAUAGUGAUAGCAAAAGUAAAUGCUGACAAGUAUACACGUCUUGCAAGCAAAUACGAUGUUGAUGGAUAUCCUACCCUCAAAGUCUUUAUGCAUGGUGUUCCUGUAGACUAUUAUGGACCAAGGAAAGCAGAUUUACUUGUUCGUUAUCUGAAGAAAUUUGUUGCUCCUGAUGUUGCAGUACUUAGUUCAGACCUUGCUAUAAGAGACUUUGUUGAAGCAGCUGGGACUAACUUUCCUAUAUUUAUAGGUUUUUACAUGAAUGAGACAUUGAUAUCAACUUUAGGCAAAAAAUAUAAGAAAAAUGCUUGGUUUUCUAUAGCAAAUGGUUUUUCAGAGGAGAUCAUGGUACAAUAUGAUUUUGAUAAGGUUCCUGCUUUGGUAUCCCUUCUUCCAAGUUACAAUGAGCAAAGCAUCUUUUAUGGCCCCUUUGAAGAGAAAUUUUUGGAGGACUUCAUAAAACAAAAUUUUCUUCCUCCAGCUGUGCCCAUGAGCCGUGAUACACUGAAGAUAUUGAAAGAUGAUGAGAGGAAAAUUGUCUUGACCAUCAUGGAGGAUGAAUCUGAUGAAAAAUCACAAAAGCUGAUCAAGUUCCUGAAAGCUGCUGCAUCUGCAAAUCGUGACUUGGUAUUUGGUUAUGUUGGGUUCAAACAAUGGGAUGACUUUGCUGAGACAUUCGGUGUUGAUAAGCACUCAAAAUUCCCAAAAAUGGUUGUUUGGGAUGGAGAUGAGGAGUAUCUCUCUGUUAUUGGUUUGGACAGCCUUGAAGAGGAAGACCAAGGAUCUCAAAUCUCAUAUUUUAUUGAAGGAUACAGAAAAGGGCAAACGAUACAGAAAAGAAUCAGUGGUCCAUCAUUCAUGGGUUUUAUCAAUUCGCUAAUUGGCAUCAGAACUGUGUACAUAAUUGUGUUUUUGGUUGCAAUGCUAAUGCUUAUACAAAGCAUCGGCAAGGAGGAACCUCUACGUGUCGGUACUCGAGACCAGGCUGACGAAGUGGCUGGUUCAGAAGCUGAAAGCUCCGAGUACAGACCAGGAGACAAGCAAGAUUAGGCUGGUUGUUGCACAAGGAUUGGUUUCGAAAGGAAGUUACACUGGAGAGAGAUGGCAGACUUGCGACGCUCUCCUACUCCUGCUGCUAAAUGCGCCCUGGUAGGACGUUCUAUUUUGCGAAGCAUUAGACUUGAAUUUUUUUUUUCUUGCGGCAGUUAGUGUGAUGAUUUAUGUUUUAGAUGCAAAAGAUCUAUUUAUGAUUUUUCAUGAUAAUAAUACCUACAUCAAUCUUAGGUAUUUAAUCAUCUUUUCAA
Manihot esculenta (cassava) is the source of this 2651-nucleotide messenger RNA. RefSeq names its product protein disulfide-isomerase 5-2. Gene Ontology annotation, molecular function: protein disulfide isomerase activity. Gene Ontology annotation, biological process: response to endoplasmic reticulum stress; protein folding. The record is from RefSeq and is a predicted model, not a curated record. The coding region runs from base 1045 to 2397 and encodes 450 amino acids. Gene Ontology annotation, cellular component: endoplasmic reticulum. The transcript has 7 exons. NCBI's taxonomy places the organism in Eukaryota, Viridiplantae, Streptophyta, Magnoliopsida, Malpighiales, Euphorbiaceae.